AAAUAUAAAUAGAUAAAAAUAAUAGUAUUGAUGCAAGAGAGAUUGUAAAGCAGAGAAGUGGGAGGGAAAACAGGAGAAUAACGCAGCAGAGAAGAGAGUGUGAAUUAGGUCUUAUUCUUCUUCCAACAAGAUGAGUACCAUGAAGUUUUGUCGUGAAUGUAACAACAUUCUGUACCCUAAGGAAGACAGAGAGCAGAAGAUUCUUCUCUAUGCUUGCCGUAAUUGCGAUCACCAGGAGGCAGCUGAUAACUUCUGUGUCUACAGAAAUGAGAUUCAUCACUCUGUCGCUGAGCGCACUCAAGUGUUGCAGGAUGUAGCUGCAGAUCCAACACUUCCUCGCACCAAAGCCGUUCGCUGCGUUCAAUGCAAUCAUGGUGAAGCUGUGUUUUUCCAGGCAACUGCCAGAGGCGAGGAAGGAAUGACACUUUUCUUUGUUUGCUGCAACCCAAACUGUGGACACCGCUGGAGAGACUGAGUUUCGUGCCUGCCCAAAUCAAGGUUCAACUCAACUGUUGGGGGAAAUCGAACUCAUUAUGUUGUCCACUCUAGAAUAGAAGAGAAAAGUUGUAGUUAUUAAAAAUCAAGUGAUGUGGAGAAGACCUGUUUUAACACAGAUUAGAGAAUUAUGUGUGCUACCUGUUUUAACUAUAGCUGUCGAUCAAAUGAUUAAUGGACAAAUCCUUGCUGGUCGUCGUGCUGAAAUUUUUAUGGAUGGCCCUGAAUUUCUUUGGUUUGUUAACUUGAGGGAUGGGGAAAUGUGGAAUCAAAAUGGCCAUUUUUGUGUUUGCUUUGAGAUAGUAUUUGUUUAAA
This is a messenger RNA of Medicago truncatula (barrel medic), 810 nucleotides long. Its product is annotated as DNA-directed RNA polymerases II, IV and V subunit 9A. Gene Ontology annotation, molecular function: nucleic acid binding; DNA-directed RNA polymerase activity; zinc ion binding. The coding region runs from base 131 to 475 and encodes 114 amino acids. Gene Ontology annotation, cellular component: RNA polymerase II, core complex. Lineage: Eukaryota; Viridiplantae; Streptophyta; Magnoliopsida; Fabales; Fabaceae. The record is from RefSeq and is a predicted model, not a curated record. The transcript has 4 exons. Gene Ontology annotation, biological process: maintenance of transcriptional fidelity during transcription elongation by RNA polymerase II; DNA-templated transcription; transcription-coupled nucleotide-excision repair.